AUGGGAGUACUAAAUAUCAAGAACCUCUCUUUUGGGAGCUUCAUUCCAUGCAAGGUAGUAUACCAGACAGUGUUCAUAUUGCUUCUGAUUCCAUGUUGCUUGACUGAAGAUGUCCGGGCACCCCCUAUUUUACCAAAUGUGACUUUCCUCUUGGCUUGGAAUGCCCCAACUGAAUUGUGUAAAGAAAAGUUAAAGAAGCCACUUGAUAUGAGCCUCUUCUCUUUAAUAGGAAGCCCCCGAAAAAGUGAAACAGGGAAAAAUGUUACUAUAUUUUAUACUGAUAGACUUGGCUACUAUCCUUACAUGAAUGGUUCAGAAAAGGUUGUGCAUGGAGGACUCCCCCAGGUGAUGUCCUUAGAAGAUCAUUUGACCAAAGCUGAGCAAGACAUUUUGCAUUACAUGCCCACAGACAAGUUAGGCUUGGCUAUCAUUGACUGGGAAGAGUGGAGACCAACCUGGAUAAGAAACUGGAAUGGAAAACAUAUUUAUAAAUCUAAGUCUAUUGAGUUGGUUCAGCAAAAGAAUGCAAAUCUUAAUGUUGAAGAAGCCACCAAGCAAGCUGAAACAGAAUUUGCAGUUGCAGCAAGGAAUUUUAUGGAAAAGACUUUAAAAUUGGGAAUCAGACUUCGGCCAAUGCACUUAUGGGGUUUUUAUCUUUUUCCUGAUUGUUACAACCAUGAGUAUUAUAAAAAUGCCAGUUACAAUGGAGGCUGCCCUAGUAUAGAAAUACAAAGAAAUAAUGACCUCGAUUGGCUAUGGAAGGAAAGCCUGGCCCUUUAUCCAUCAAUUUAUUUGAAAUAUAUAUUAAAGUCAUCUCACCAAGCUGCAUUGUUUGUCCGUAAUCGUAUACAGGAAGCAAUUAGGGUUUCUAAAGUGCGUGAUGCUAAAAACCCACUUCCGGUUUUUGCAUACAUUCGCCUGGUUUAUACUGAUCAAACUAUGGAAUUCAUAAAUGCGGAAGAUCUUGUGCAUAAAGUUGGUGAAACUGUUGCUCUGGGUGCAUCUGGAAUUGUAGUAUGGGGAACUCUUGCUUUAUCACAAAGUGAGCAAUCUUGCCAGCGCCUAAAUGGUUUUUUGGAGACUACAUUGAAUCCUUACUUAAUCAAUGUCACCCUAGCAGCCAGAUUGUGUAGCUAUGCGCUUUGCCAGAAUCAAGGUGUGUGUAAAAGGAAAAAUUGGAACUCAAAUGACUAUCUUCAUUUAAAUGGAAGGAAUUUUGUUAUUAAAGUUAAAGAAGAUGGAAAGUUGGCAGUAAAUGGAAAACCUACAAUUGAAGACCUGAACUACUUUAGUGAGAAAUUCCAUUGCGGCUGUUAUACCAACUUGAGUUGCCAGGAGAGACUUGAUGCAAAAGAAAUUCCUGUGGAGAAAAUAUGUGUUAAAGAUGUCUGCAUAAAUUCCGAGGCAUAUUCUACAUACACACCAAAAUAUAUCAAAUAUAACCAUUCUACCUCUGGCAGUAAUAGCACUCAAGUAACCAAGUCAUGUGCCAUAGUGUCUCCGUGUGUUCCUUGGAAAGAUCUACGUGGGAGCCUCUUACUUCUCUCUCUGUCUUCACAGCAUUUGAAAUAUUUGAUACAGGUUCUUGGGAGCUAG
Castor canadensis (American beaver) is the source of this 1596-nucleotide messenger RNA. RefSeq names its product hyaluronidase-5-like. Gene Ontology annotation, cellular component: acrosomal vesicle. The record is from RefSeq and is a predicted model, not a curated record. Gene Ontology annotation, biological process: fusion of sperm to egg plasma membrane involved in single fertilization; carbohydrate metabolic process; hyaluronan catabolic process. NCBI's taxonomy places the organism in Eukaryota, Metazoa, Chordata, Mammalia, Rodentia, Castoridae. Gene Ontology annotation, molecular function: hyalurononglucosaminidase activity.